AUGAACACGAACGAUGCCAAGGAAUAUCUCUCGAAACGACAGAUUCCGCAGCUUUUUGAGAGCAUGCUCACUGGACUGAUGUAUCAUCGGCCAGAGGAUCCUUUAGGGUUCCUGGAGAACUGCCUGCAGAAAGCACGAGAACUAGGAGGUCCUGAGAGUGUGGCGUGGGACACUUUCAUCACCCCAGACCGACGGCCUCUGCCUCCAAUUACUGCCCCACAGGGGAAGAAAGCACCCUCUAAACUGGAAGGUGGGCCCGGUCCCGGUCCAGGACCUUACCGCCGAUAUGAGAGACUUCCUCCAAUCCAGGCUCAGUUCUCCAUUGAGAGCGACUCGGAUAUGACGGAAUCAUCCGGCCUCAUACAGGAAUAUGACGUGUUUGACCCUUCAAAACCCCGGCCACAUAUCAUAUUCAUCAUAGGAGGACCAGGAAGUGGGAAAGGUACUCAAACUGCAAAGAUAGCGAGUCAUUAUGACUAUGAGUGUGUGUCUGUCGGGGAGAUUUUACGGAACCAGCUCCUGCACCAUGCCCCCACUGACAGAAAAUGGGAGCUUAUCGCUCAGAUUAUUGCAAAUGGAGAGCUUGCACCUCAGGAGACAACAAUAGAGGAACUGAAACACCAGUUUAUCAAGAGACAAGACGCCAAAGGCUUCAUUGUUGACGGAUUCCCGAGGGAAAUAUCACAGGCUUUCACCUUCGAGGAACAAAUUGGUUCUCCUGACCUGGUGAUUUUGCUUGCCUGCUCCAAUCAGCAGCUUCGCCAGCGUCUGGAGAAACGUGCUGCCCAGCAAGGUCGUCCAGACGACAAUGCCCACGCCAUCGAGAAGCGACUAGACACCUUUAAACACAACAUCACACUGAUCGCCAAAUAUUAUCAAGAGAGAGGAAUUAUCGUCAGGAUUGACGCGGAUCGGGAAGAGGAUGACAUUUUUGCUGACAUAUGUGCCGUGGUGAAAGACAGACUGUUCCCGACAGAGACGAAGGCAGAGGAUUUGUCAUGA
Chanos chanos (milkfish) is the source of this 1002-nucleotide messenger RNA. RefSeq names its product adenylate kinase 5, like (gene ak5l). Gene Ontology annotation, biological process: nucleobase-containing compound metabolic process. The transcript is spliced from 8 exons. Bases 1 to 1002 code for a protein of 333 amino acids. The record is from RefSeq and is a predicted model, not a curated record. Gene Ontology annotation, molecular function: ATP binding; nucleobase-containing compound kinase activity. Lineage: Eukaryota; Metazoa; Chordata; Actinopteri; Gonorynchiformes; Chanidae.